AUGACCGACUCUUUGAACCUGCAAUCAGACAUUGCAAGAGCUAUCGAACUCCUAGAUAACUUGCUGAAAUGUCCUGAUUUACAACCCGCGAAACUCGCUGCGCUUCAAAGAAUACUACAAUCUGAUUUUUUCAACAUGGUCAGAGAGGUUUAUGAACAUAUUUACGAAACGGUUGAUAUGCCAGGAUCUGAAGAGGUUAGGGCAAGUGCUACGGCGAAGGCCACUGUUGCCGCAUUCGCAGCAAGCGAAGGUCACGCUCAUCCCAGGGUUGUUGAGUUGCCUAAAACAGAUGAAGGACUUGGCUUUAAUGUAAUGGGUGGAAAGGAACAAAAUUCGCCGAUAUAUAUCAGUCGCAUUAUUCCUGGUGGCGUGGCACAUCGUCAAGGCCGGCUUAAACGUGGUGACCAGCUGUUGUCAGUGAAUGGAAUUUCUGUGGAAAAUGAGCACCACGAAAAAGCUGUGGAACUUCUUAAGUCCGCUCAAGGUACUGUGAGACUGGUUGUGCGCUAUACACCAAAGGUGUUAGACGAAAUGGAGGCUCGGUUUGACAAACAAAAGACCCGUCGAAGGGCCAAUUAG
Mesocestoides corti is the source of this 579-nucleotide messenger RNA. The record is from the annotation of a GenBank genome assembly. NCBI's taxonomy places the organism in Eukaryota, Metazoa, Platyhelminthes, Cestoda, Cyclophyllidea, Mesocestoididae.